AUGAGCAGUGCCGUCACGAAGCCCCUCGCCAUCUUCCGCAAACCGGAGAACCCCAAGCCUCUUCAUACUCGUUGGGGCGAUGUGGCCAUCUCUGUUCCCACCGAUGGCUCAUGGAACCAAUACGACAAUCCUCAUCGGCCAGCCAAGGGACGCCAACUAUACGGACCCGGCUUUAUCCCAGAUAUCUCCCCAUCUGAUCAAACCCGAAAUUCAUUGAAAGAUGACAAUACUGAGGAUCAAAGGGAGGAGGUUGCCCCUGAGAAAAGUUCCGUCUCUAGACGAAGCUCACUAUCUCUGGGAGCCUUGCGACCUGGUCGACUUUCCGUGCGGUUGGCAUCUCGCCCGAAGCCGCUCGAGGGAGAAAGCGCGUCCGAAAGAGAGAUCCGAGAUGAUCAAAAGCGACGAGACUUUGCCUACAAGCCAAUCCGAAAAGAUUAUACUGCUGAGGUCAUCGAUCAGCCGGGGCAUACCAGUAAUCGCUUUCGGUACAUCCCCACGAACGGCACGUACCUCGAGGAUAUCCCAUCUCCGCGAAGUCAAUCAGCACAAUCUUUUUACAGUCCUCACGAACGACCAGACUCUUUCUCAGACCCCUUUGAAGGAAGAGACCGUGGUCGCAAAUCGAGUCUAAGCAAAGAACCCUCUGAGAAAUGGCCUGCAUAUCAGGAAGAUGAUCGUCUCAGCCUGCGGUCUAGUAUUGGAGGGAGCUCUGACGGGUCUGGCUCCCGGCUGAGUUCAAGCUUUGGACUGCCUCCCAGAAGGCGCACCUCUCCCUUUGUGGCGGCCGAUCGGAAAAGGUCUUCCUCAUUGAAGCCCAUGACUAUGGCUAUGGUUCCCGACCCUGAGGAUCUUUACGAAUAA
Penicillium manginii is the source of this 861-nucleotide messenger RNA. RefSeq lists its product as uncharacterized. The record is from RefSeq and is a predicted model, not a curated record. NCBI's taxonomy places the organism in Eukaryota, Fungi, Ascomycota, Eurotiomycetes, Eurotiales, Aspergillaceae. The coding region runs from base 1 to 861 and encodes 286 amino acids. The transcript has a single exon.